Molecule: messenger RNA, 885 nt
Organism: Pecten maximus
Lineage: Eukaryota; Metazoa; Mollusca; Bivalvia; Pectinida; Pectinidae
Product: splicing factor 3A subunit 2-like
Exons: 1
Coding region: 1-885 (294 amino acids)
Source: RefSeq, a predicted model, not a curated record
AUGGAAACACUCAUCCUCCGAAAACACCCAUCCUCCGAAAACACUCAUCCCCCGGAAAAACUAAUCCCCGAGAAACACUCUUCCCAUGGAAACACUCAUCCCAGGGAAACACUCAUCCCCCGGAAACACUCAUCUCACGGAAACACCCAUUUCAAGGAAACAUUAAUCCCAUGGAACACUCAUCCUCCGAAAACACUCAUCCCAAGGAAACACUCAUCCCAAGGACAUACUCAUCCCACGGAAACACUCAUCCCCCGGAAACACUCUUCCCACGGAAACACUCAUCCCCGGGGAACAUUCAUACCACGGAACCACUCAUCCCAGGGAAACACUCAUCCCCCGGAAACACUCAUCCCAAGGACAUACUCAUCCCACGGAAACACUCAUCCCCCGGAAAAACUAAUCCCCGGGAAACACUCAUCCCCGGGGAACAUUCAUACCACGGAACCACUCAUCCCAGGGAAACACUCAUCCCCCGGAAACACUCUUCCCACGGAAACACUCAUCCCAAGGACAUACUCAUCCCACGGAAACACUCAUCCCCCGGAAAAACUAAUCCCCGGGAAACACUCAUCCCCGGGGAACAUUCAUACCACGGAACCACUCAUCCCAGGGAAACACUCAUCCCAGGGGAACACUCAUCCCCCGGAAACACUCAUCCCAAGGACAUACUCAUCCCACGGAAACACUCAUCCCCCGGAAAAACUAAUCCCCGGGAAACACUCAUCCUCGGGGAACAUUCAUACCACGGAACCACUCAUCCCAUGGAAACACUCAUCCCAAGGAAGCACUGAUCCCACGAAAACACUCAUCCCCCGGAAACACUCAUCCCCCCGAAAACACUCAUCUCACGAAAACAUCUCAAGGAAACACUUAUCCAAAUGA